This is a messenger RNA of Paramecium pentaurelia, 1617 nucleotides long. NCBI's taxonomy places the organism in Eukaryota, Ciliophora, Oligohymenophorea, Peniculida, Parameciidae. The record is from the annotation of a GenBank genome assembly.
AAUGGCAAGUUUUGCAUCUAGAACAGGGUAGAAAGUAAGUCAAAUGUUAAUUUUUAGAUUAAAGAAUGGUGGGGAGCUAAAGUUACUGUUGAUCCUUAAUUGGAAACUAAAAAAUAAAAGAUUAAUGAGAUAGAUCAAUAUAUUAAAGGAUUGUCAUAAUCAUUUAAUAAUAUUUCAGCAUUGUUUUAAUGUAAAAAUAAUAAUUUAAUUUAGAAAUGCAUGGUCAUAUGGGAAGAAUAAGCUCAAUCACUCAGAAAUUAUUUGAGAGAGAAACUGAUACUAAUAAGAGAAUAGGAAUUGAAGUAACAUCCAUGUUUGGUAAUCUUUCAGAAUUGUUUCGUUCAAAAGUAUAUAGUAAUUAUAAAGAAUAGACUGAACCAACAUCUGAAUUGAAUAAAAAUUAUGGAGAAUGGUUUUAGACUAUAGAGACUUUAAAAAUUCAACUUGCAAAUUUUUCUGAGGUUAGAUUGAUUUAUGAUCAUUAUAAAUUAAAAGUAGAUGAAUUAGAGAAAGAUAGAUCUAAUGCACUUACAAAAGGAUAACCAGAAGAUUUUAAAUUAUCAGAUAAAAUAAGGAGAGUAUCAAUUUUAAAUAUUUAUAAAGAAUUAAAGUAAAUUAUCAAGUUCUGAAACAAAUUAUAAAUAAAAGUUAUCUGAAAUAUUAAAUAAUAUGAAUAAAUUAUUGGGAAACUAUUAUAGAAUGAUAAAUUAAAGUCUUGAUUCUGUAAUUAAAUUUAAUUAUAUUUAGUUUAUAACAAUCAAUUAUGAUUUAUAUAUGAAUGCUAAAUCAAUUGUUAAAAAAAAUUAAAAAGCAUUUAAUAAAUUUAAAUAUCCAGAAUUAGAACCUAUAAUAGAUUUAUUAAGAGAAUAAAAAGAGAUGUCAUCUUUAUUAGAAAGAGAAUAAUAAAGAGAAAAAGAAUUGAAAGAAUUAAAAGACAAAGAAAAAGAAAAAGAAAAAGAAAAAGAAAAAAAUAAUAAUGAAAAAGAUGAUAAAUAAUAAUAAUAAUAAUAAUAAGUACCAUUAUAACAAACUCCAUAAUGGGAAGUUAAUAAUAAAUUUAAUCCAUUUGGUUAAACACAAUAAAUGAUCAAUAAUCCUUAAAUGAUUAAUCCUAUGAUAAAUUCUUAAACUGAUUUUACAACUGGAUUUGGAAUUAAUACAAUACCUAAAUAAUAAUAAUUUAAUAUUAAUCCUAUAUUGUCUUAAAGAUAAUCAAUACAAUCAUAAGGUAUGAAUAACAAUUUUGCUAUGAAUUUUCCACCUAAUCAAAAUAGAGUAGAUAUAUUUGAUGAUGUUGGAUUAUAAAUGAUGAGUGAUUUAAGAGCUAGUUAAAUAAAUAAUUGGUAGUAAUAAUAAUAAUAUGCCUAAAGUCAAAUUCUUAAUUAAAAUAAUUUUGUUAAUAAUAAUCCAUUUAUGAAUUCAUAACAAUUAAAUCAAAGACCUAAUUUGUAAUAAAACUAAGGAUUUUCAUAAUUUGAUUCCUAAAUUAAUAGAUCUUAAUAACCAAAUCCUUUUGCAGAAUUAGAUAAUGAGACUUAAAGAAGGGCUAUGUAUGAUAAUCCAUAUACAUAUAGCUAACAAUUUUAAGAUAAUUAGAAGACUAAUCCUUUUGCAUGA